AUGGACAGGAGACUCUCACUCACUCACAGUCGGAAUCUCUAUUUUUUUCAUCUCCCACCACGUUUUUGGAUUUUUUUUUUUUUUUUUUUUUGCAUCAACUCUCUCUCUCUCUCUCUCUCUCUCUCUCUUCAUUUUCUCUCGGGUCAGAGGCGGGCGGGGAGUUCUUUCAUUUCUCCCUUUAGGUUUCCCUCUCGACCCGGAUUGUCAUCCAUCCACAUCUUCUCUACCCUAUUUUUUGUUUUCCACCCUUUUCCUGGGGUAGGGAAGAGGCCUGCUACUAAUCCUUGUAGUGGAUUACCACUACCAUCAGCUGAAAAGGAACUUACCAUAGCCGUGUCUGAAAGCGCCUUCUGCUUGCACGCCAUUCCUCUGUCUCUCUCUCUCUCUCUCUCUUUGCACGUCCUCUCUCUCUCUUGCACGUCUCUCUCUCUCUCUCUUUGCGUCCUCUCUCUCUCUCUCUCUUGCACGUCCUCUCUCUCUCUCUCUUUUACACGUCCUCUCUCUCUCUGCACGUCCUCUCUCUCUCUCUGCACGUCUCUCUCUCUCUCUUGCACGUCCUCCUCUCUCUCUCUCUUGUCUCUCUCUCUCUUGCACGUCUCUCUCUCUCUCUUGCACACGCUCUCUCUCUCUCUUGCACGUCCUCCUCUCUCUCUUGCACUCUCUCUCUCUCUCUCUCUCUUGCUCCUCUCUCUCUCUCUCUCUCUCUUGCACCUCUCUCUCUCUCUCUCUCUCUCUUGCAUCCUCUCUCUCUCUCUCUCUCUCUCUUACGUCCUCUCUCUCUCUCUCUCUCUCUCUCUCUCUCUCUCUCUCUCUCUCUCUUGCAUCCUCUCUCCUCUCUCUCUCUUUACACGUCCUCCUCUCUCUCUCUCUCUCUCUCUCUCUCUCUCUUGCACGUCCUCUCUCUCUCUCUCUCUCUCGUCCCUCUCUCUCUCUCUCUCUCUCUUGCACCUCUCUCUCUCUCUCUCUCUCUUGCACAUCCUCUCUCUCUCUCUCUCUCUUGCACGUCCUCUCUCUCUCUCUCUCUUGCACGUCCUCUCUCUCUCUCUCUCUUGCACGUCCUCUCUCUCUCUCUCUCUCUUGCACGUCCUCUCUCUCUCUCUCUCUUGCACGUCCUCUCUCUCUCUCUCUCUCUCUUGCACGUCCUCUCUCUCUCUCUCUCUCUUCCAUCUCUCUCUCUCUCUCUUGCACGUCUCUCUCUCUCUCUCUCUUUGCACGUCCUCUCUCUCUCUCUCUCUCUCUUGCACGUCCUCUCUCUCUCUCUCUCUCUUGCACGUCCUCUCUCUCUCUCUCUUGCAUCCUCUCUCUCUCUCUCUCUCUCUUGCACGUCCUCUCUCUCUCUCUCUCUUUGCAUCUCUCUCUCUCUCUUGCACGUCCUCUCUCUCUCUCUUUGCACUCCUCUCUCUCUCUUGCACGUCCUCUCUCUCUCUCUCUCUCUCUCUCUUGCACCUCUCUCUCUCUCUCUCUCUCUCUCUCUCUCCUCUCUCUCUCUCUCUCUCUCCUCUCUCUCUCUCUCUCUCUCUCUUAAAUCUAUUCUUUGUUCAGUUUAAUGCUGAUAUCAAUGCUCAGAAUAAUCGAGGGGACACUCCUUUACAUUUGGCCUGUUACCGAGGAUUCACAGAUGUUGUAAGCCUACUUCUAAAUUCUGGUGCUGAUAUUUCUUUAGUAAACAACCAGGGAAAAACACCAUAUGUUGAAGCGGACAGCCAAAAGCACGUAACUGUACUCAAGAUUCUUCAGCCACAAAUGAAUCACCUAAAAGAAAGACAAAAAACAACUCCUCAAAUCCGAUCUUUGCCACUUGUCCAAUACUCUACAGAUUGCAUUCAGAAUUCUCUCAACAUCUCUACUUUCUCUGGCAACAAUAUGAGGAAUAUUAGCUUUGUUCGAACGAGUGAACCCCAAGAGAAUGAAGAUCGGGUUGGUUCUCUUGGUGAAACUGACUGUCUGUGUACAGAUUUGAACAUAUUAAACCUUGAUAAGCAAACGGACAGUGUACACUCCACAUCAUCCAGUACGACUGAGAACACGUCGUCACAAUAUUUAUCAUCUUGGUUAACAGAAAGUGUCGACUGUAAGAGACCGGAACAACGACAGGUGGAUGGGAAUUUUUUUCAGUCUGAGAUGCAGCGAAUGCGGAGGUCUUUAAAUACACAAAAUUGUCUCAUUCAAAAACUUAGAGAGGAAAAUGAAAAACUAAAAGAAAUGAGUGAACUUCGUGAGGCAGAGCGCAUACGUGCUGAUAAUACCAGUCGACAAAUUGCUUUACAGAUAGCCCGACUAAAACAGCAACCGACCUUUUUAUGGUCUGUAAGCGAUGAUUCUGUAAGCGAUUUCUCCUCCUCUUCAGACCUCUCUGCCAGCCCUGACCAAAUCACAUCCCCAAACUGUCUUUUUUCCUCCCCAAAAUAUCCGUCUACGUCAGGGCCAGGUACUAGCUCCCUUAACGUUGGCUAUGUAAGCACAAGACAUCGGAAUUUUUCACAUCAGUCUGUACUGGAACUCUACCAGCAAGUUCCCGACUGGAAAUUAUUAGACUUUGAUUUGCUCACAAAGAAAGUGUCUGAUGUAUGGUUGCAUGUGUCUGAAGACAGUAUAAAACUUGAUCAAAAUGAUCAAGGAGAAUGGCUUCUUGGACAUAACUACGAACUCAGGGACAAUUCUCCAUUGAAUCGCAGCAUUGAAAGUCAGGGCAAUGGGACCUGUUCACUUGUCUUCCGAAUAAGGUACAAGAAUCAGAACCUCAUAUUAAAGAUGAUGACAAAUCUCAUUGAUCUUCAUGAACAUGGCCAUAACCAAGGACACAGCCUCAAUGAUUCUCUUCAAUUUCGUUUUGGUGCAGAACUCACUCCGACUAAAGUUCCCCCCCACAGAAACCUCAUAAAAAUCAUUCAUCACUACAGUGGCACGACAUUUAACUUCCAAAAGUUUCAUCACCUCGUUGCACCACCAGGUCUGCAGGGCAUUGAAAUGGCUCACCAAACUCUCUUUUUUGUGAUGCCAGAAUAUCCAAAGAGUCUAAAAACUUUCAUGGAAAACACUAGCUUUAAUUCCUCGUUAGAAAAAUUUCUUUUACAGCAACUGUAUCAGUUGCUUUCUGCAAUUUAUUUACUUGAAAAAAUGCACAUUGUCCAUCGGGAUAUAAAACCGGACAACAUAUUCCUUGAUUGCAGGUUGCGACCUAUCCUUGCAGAUUUUGGUUUUGCUAAAAAAUUACGCAACUUAGACAUGAAAAUACCCGUGACACAUUUGGGACAAAUUGAAGCUGCCAACAAUUUGGCUUGGACUCCAGAAAUGAUCCGAUGGAAAACUACUGUGUAUCCCUUUACAAACCUGGAUGAGGAAGAUGUCUACAAAUUUACAGAUUCUUAUUCUGUCGGAAAAAUGUUCUAUGGUUUUCUAACAACAGAAGAUCAAAAAUUCCCCGAAGUGACCGGUAUCAAACCACACUAUAGCAAAGAGGAAUUACCACACUUGCCUUCUUUCUUGUCUGCUGGCCUACGUUGUGUUCUUCAACGACUUGUUCUUGACCAGCCUUCUGAGCGGUUGACAACACGACAGGCUAUGCUCUGGACUGGUUUGUUGCUUUUUCCUCCUUCACCUGAAGAAAUGACUCAUAAGUUGAUGGCCAAGCAUUAUCUUCAAGCGAAAUUGAUGACCCUGUUAGUAUUGAAGCCCACAGUCUUUCAAUCUGAUGACCAAUCCUCAUUAACAGUGGAAGAGAGUAUCCAGCAAAAUGCACAAACACUGGAAGCUGAUUUUCUUUUAAUGACUCCAAAUUUUUGGUAUUUUUUUCUUUCUUGCCUGAAGGCUUUCCCUCCACAUCUUCUCCAAAAUCCAUAUUGUAGUGAUAAUCAACUUGCUCAACAGGAUCGGAAAAAGGAUCUAUCCUUUUCCUAA
Molecule: messenger RNA, 3897 nt
Organism: Acanthosepion pharaonis
Lineage: Eukaryota; Metazoa; Mollusca; Cephalopoda; Sepiida; Sepiidae
Source: the annotation of a GenBank genome assembly